AUGAUCGUAACCAGCCCCGCCGGUGACUCCGCCUUCACCAACCACGCCUACUGCUCGCCGUCCGAUCUGCCCACCUUGGCCGUCCCUCAAUCCGACCGCUGCUAUGCCACCGUCGGCGACAACUACGUCCUAUCUGUCAGCCCCCAAGAAGGCAUAGAGAGCCGUCACAUUGCUCUGAAUGCGACCCAACAAAACCAAGCUGGGGUUUCUGUCGGUGACAAGGUUUCUGUCGUCAAAUUUGUUCCGCCCGAGGAGCACUUUAACUUGGCACUGAUCAAGAUUGAGAUAGAGCUGUUGGGGAAGAGAACCAAAACUCGAGAAGUUGAUGCUGUUAAACUCGACAAGUUGCUUAGAAACAAGUACAUGUACCAGAUUAUGACGGUUGGACAAAAAGUAGCAUUCAAGUCUGAUGGAGGUCGUGAAUACGUUUUCACAGUCCAGCAAGCUGCAGUAGUAGAUCAGGGACGUCAAGAAAAGGCUGAUGCUGAUGAUCUUGAAAGAGGGAUGAUAUCAUCUGGGACAUACUUCAUCUUCGACACACCAAGGGGUUCAAAUGCACUAAAGAUAACAAACCAGCGUAAAAUCUUUACGCACAAGGAACUUGAUCUUCAAAAACUCGGCAUUGGUGGAUUAAAUGCCGAGUUUGAAAGUAUAUUUCGAAGAGCUUUUGCGUCCCGCGUAGUCCCUCAUCAUGUGGUAAAUAAAAUGGGGAUGAAACAUGUCAAGGGAAUGCUGCUUUAUGGACCACCUGGUACUGGAAAAACUCUGGUGGCUCGUCAAAUAGGGAAAAUUUUGAAUGGCAAAGCUCCAAAGAUUGUUAAUGGCCCUGAAUUGUUGGACUGUUACGUUGGCGAAAGUGAGAAGAAUGUUAGGGAGCUAUUUGCUGAUGCUGAACAGGAUCAAAUAGUUUAUGGGGAUGAAAGUGAUUUGCAUGUCAUAAUAUUUGACGAAAUUGAUGCUAUUUGUAAGAAAAGAUCAGGUUCCAGCCGUGAUAGUUCACGCAUUCAUGAUAAUAUUGUCAACACAUUACUUACCAAGAUGGAUGGAGUGGAGCCUCUGAAUAACAUUCUAAUAAUUGGAUUGACUAAUCGAAAGGAGUUGCUGGAUGAAGCCCUUUUGAGACCAGGACGCCUGGAAGUUCAAAUUCAGAUAGGCCUUCCUGAUAAAAAAGGCCGCUUAGAGAUUCUUCAAAUUCAUACAAAAAAGAUAGAGGAGAGCUCUUUUCUUGCUCCCGAUGUGAAUCUUCGAGACCUUGCUACUCGUGCAGAAAACUAUAGUGGUGCAGAACUUGAAGGUGUUGUUAGAAGUGCUUCGUCAUUUGCUUUGAAUAGACAACUGAGUCUGGACGAUCUUACCAAGCCAGUGGAUGAGGAGAAUAUUAAAGUUACCAUGGAUGAUUUUAGACACGCUCUUGAAGAAAUUAGACCUACUUAUGGAGCCUCAGCAGAGGAGCUUGAACGAUGCAGGUUAAAUGGCAUUUUGAAUUGUGGUGAUCGACAUAGGCAUGCUUAUGACAGAGCUAUGCUACUCGUGGAGCAAGUUAAAUCGAGUGAAGCAAGUCGUUCUCUUCUUCUCAAAUGCCUUCUAAAAGGCGCUAGUGGCACUGGCAAAUCGGCCUUGGCAGCUACCAUCGGCAUCAACAGCCGAUUUCCAUUUGUCAGGAUUAUUUCGGCUGAGUCCAUGAUUGGUCUUUAUGACGAAAGAGCAAAAUGUGAUCACCUCAAAAACAUCUUCGAAGAAGCUUACAAGUCACAAUUGAGCAUCAUUAUCUUGGACGACAUUGAGAGGUUGAUGGAGUUUAUUCCUAUCGGUCCAAGGUUUUCAACCAUGAUAUAUCAAACACUAUUGAGUCUUCUGAAGCGCCUUCCCCCAAAGGGGACCAAGCUUCUGGUGAUUGGAACAACCAGUGAAUUCGAAUUCUUGGAGUCAGUUGGCUUCUGCAACACAUUUUCUCACACUUACAAUGUCCCUACAUUAACUAGUGAGGAUGCAAAGAAGGUGUUAGAGCAGUUGAAAGUUGUUGCUGAUGAGGACAUUAACGCAGCUGCUGAUUCCCUGAAUGACAUGCCUAUCCAGAAGCUCUUUACCUUGAUUGAGACAGCAGGCCAAUGUGCCAAGCCUGGAAAAAAGAAAAUAAGUAUCACUGACUUGCGCAAUUGCCUUCGGGAUAUUGGGCGAUAG
Molecule: messenger RNA, 2181 nt
Organism: Fragaria vesca subsp. vesca
Lineage: Eukaryota; Viridiplantae; Streptophyta; Magnoliopsida; Rosales; Rosaceae
Product: vesicle-fusing ATPase-like
Exons: 1
Coding region: 1-2181 (726 amino acids)
Biological process (GO): intra-Golgi vesicle-mediated transport; Golgi to plasma membrane protein transport; SNARE complex disassembly
Cellular component (GO): Golgi stack
Molecular function (GO): ATP hydrolysis activity; ATP binding
Source: RefSeq, a predicted model, not a curated record